CCCUUUCUGACCCUUCCUUCUCUCUCUUUCUCUCUCUCCCUCUCUGUAUUUUCUCAUUUGUGCUUACGUAUCAACUUAACCGUCUCCAUCUCCUUAGUAAAACUUCGGGCCUUUGCAAUGGAUAGUCUCAUCAACGUCGCCCAGCAAAAAGCGCAGGAGUACCUCAACAAGGACAACGACGACGACGACAAAACCAAGCAGCAGCAGGGCUAUGGCCAGCAUCUUCCCAGUGGCGAAAAAUCCUAUGGUAGCAACUAUCCGGCGGGCGGUGGAGCAUUCGCCGACGACGACGAUGACGAUGAUUACCGACAUGCCGCCAACGAGGCUUCGCGUCACGCGGGAUCGCACGGCGACACGGACCUAUUCUCGAGCGUGCUGGGGACGUUGACGAAGAAGAAGACGCAGCUGAGGAACGAGGAUAUUGAUGAGGACGAUGCAGUCAAGAAGCACAAGAAGUUUUUCGGUGAUGACGAUGACGACGACGACGAAAAGGCCGACGACAAAGGACUAGGCGCUGCUGCCGCGAUGCAGGCACUGAAGAUGUUCUCUAGCGGCCAGACGGGCGGCCAGAAGCAGAGCCAAGGCGGCUUCGCGGGCCUCGCCAUGGCCGAGGCCAGUCGGCUCUUCGACCAGCGCCAGUCGCAGGGCAAGGUUGCCGACGGCACGAGCAAGGAAUCGGCCAUCCAGCAGGCGGGCGAAAUGGCGCUCAAGAUGUACUUCAAGAGCCAAGGCCAGCAGCAGGCGGGCGGCUUCAUGGGCCUGGCGUCUAAAUUCAUGUAGGGGACCGGGAUCACGACUGGACUGAACCGAAGAUGCACUGCUCUCGACUUGUUCAUGGUGAGGUUUGGAUUCUGAGUCCAAGAUAUUUGUGAUGUUGUUUCCGAACUGUCCAAAAAGGAAAAGAAAGAAGAAGAAAAAAAGACAGCAUGACGAUUACGAUCACUCCGCUUUUUCCAAGUUACUCUCUGCGCUAACAUUGUUUUUGUUUUUAUUUUUUUACCU
This is a messenger RNA of Colletotrichum destructivum, 1002 nucleotides long. RefSeq lists its product as uncharacterized. The transcript has 5 exons. Lineage: Eukaryota; Fungi; Ascomycota; Sordariomycetes; Glomerellales; Glomerellaceae. Bases 118 to 780 code for a protein of 220 amino acids. The record is from RefSeq and is a predicted model, not a curated record.